CCGAAUGAACGACCUUGCCCUUGUGUUUACCGGACGCAAAGCGGCGACGAUAUAUACAAAAAAAUAAAGACCAAUUUACCGUCAAAAGACGAAAGAAGGGUAUAGGUUAGCAGCCCACAAUGGCACAUUUUGUGUAUCCGGCAGCCAAUGCCCAGCCAGCUGCCGCGUACCCAACUGUCCAGACGGCAUACGUGGCUGCAGCACCCCAAGCAGCCUAUGCCACUGCUGCCCCAAGGGCUGGACAGGCAUAUGAUAGCUACCAAACAGCACAUGCUACUCCUCAGUACGCAUACACAACAAGGACACAAGUUGCUGUAACGCCUGCUGCAACGUAUGACCAGAAAGCUUACUACCAGCCAGCAGCACCUUCUUACACAGCUGCUGAAACACAUUACCAACCAGCAUACACUGUUUCAGCUGCUGCUGCAAAGCCGGUGUAUACAACAGGCGCUGCCUACAGCACCCAGCGUGCUGCUGCCCCAAAGGCCCAGACGCAAGUCCAAGUAUCAAGUGCUCCAACCUAUGUGUAUCCCUCUAAUUCCACACCUGUUACGACCUACGCCACCAAUUAUGCCACUAACACUACGUCCAGCAACACAACAGCAUAUACAACAAAGGCCUCCACUGGUUCCAACUACAACACCAUUAAACAAACCGUACAGCCAGUUGUUAUUAAAGGGUAUGAUGCUGCUCUGUACUCUGCAGCCACAUCUUAUUACCAACAACAGCAGGCUGCCAAAACCCCAACUGGUACCUGGCAGCUUAAGAAACAGGGCCAACAAGUUGGCAAACCAAAGCCAAAAGUCCCCCCAAAACAGCCACAGCUCCACUACUGUGACGUGUGCAAGAUCAGCUGUGCUGGCCCACAGACAUACAGAGAACAUCUGGAGGGACAAAAGCACAAGAAGAAGGAAGCUGCCAUGAAAACUGGAAACAACUCACAGCCUGUUGGACGAGGCGGACAGAAUCAGCUGCGCUGUGAGCUCUGUGACGUCACAUGCACAGGAGCUGAUGCCUAUGCUGCCCACAUCAGGGGCUCCAAGCAUCAGAAGGUCCUGAAACUGCAUACACGACUUGGGAAGCCAAUACCUUCUACAGAUCCAGUGAUUGUGUCCCCAGCAUCGGCUGGGUCAUCUACGACAGCAAAGACUGGUACCCCUGCCAUCUCCACCACAGUAACAGCCACCAAGCCCACCAGCAAACCGGCUCCUGUGAUCACAGCACAGCCAGCCAUCACCAAGAAGGUCUUGUCUACUCCUAAAAUCACUUUUGUUGGAGGUACUCAACUCAAGACACUUGGGGCUAAGCCUGAGGAGGUUAAAGUGGAACCUAAGAUUGAGCCUAUUACAUCUUCCAAUGCAUCACUAACAGAUGAUGACAAGGAAGAUGAGGAUGGAGACAAAUUGAAUAUCCUUGGAGAGAAAGAUGUGGCACCUGUUGGUCAUGAGUAUAUUGAAGAGGUGAAGAAUGAGCAAGGAAAAACCAUCAGCUUUAACUGCAAACUGUGUGAAUGUAAAUUCAAUGACCCUAAUGCAAAGGAGAUGCACAUGAAAGGACGCAGACAUAGACUUCAAUAUAAGAAAAAGGUAGACCCGAGUCUGAAUGUCGAGGUAAAGCCGAGCAUCAGAGCCAGGAAGAUUCAGGAAGAAAAGAUACGGCGCCAGGCACAAAAGGAAGAAUACUGGCGACGACGCGAACAGGAACAAAGGUGGCGCGACGAGAUGAGGAUGGAAGAUGAGCUGUACUGGGAAGAGCGACGACGAUAUGAGGACCAGGAGUACUUUGAAUGGCAGCGGCAGGGAGGUAGACCAGGCAUGGGACCCCCAAGGCCUUUCCUUCAUGGGCCUGGUGGACCUCACAUGUUCCAGCCUAUGAGAAGACCAGAUUCCUCAGAUGAUCGCCACGUGAUGGCCAAGCAUGUUGCUAUUUAUCCAAAUGAAGUGGAGCUUCAAGCUGUACAAAAUAUUGUAUCUUUGUGUGAGAAGUCUCUGAAACAAGUAUCAGAUUUCCUGACUGACAGCAUUAAUCCAAAAAACAUGGAUAUAGACAAGGAUGUUAAGAAAGAGGCGGAUAGCAAAGAGGGGGAAAAGAAGGAGGACCCACUGGCCAACCGUGUGUUGAAGGGCGUGAUGCGGGUCGGAGUGCUUGCCAAGGGUCUCCUACUUCAUGGGGACCUUAAUGUACAUCUUGUUGUAUUGUGUUCAGAAAAACCCACACGCACACUGUUGGAGCGAGUUGCAGAUGGCCUACCGAAACAGAUGGGAGCAGCGACAGAAGAAACCUACGAGGUUAGACGCUGUGUGGAGGAGGCCGCCAUUAUUGUAACGAACAGCAAGGAGCCCAAGACUUCAUGCAGCAUUACUUUGACGUCACCAGUCAUGCGAGAAGCUCAGCUGGCUGAUGGAGAGACAUCUGCUACUGUAAGCGUCAAAGACCCACCGGAUGUGUUGGAUAGGCAGAAAUGCCUCGAUGCUCUCGCAGCCCUUCGCCAUGCUAAAUGGUUUCAGGCUAGAGCGAAUGGACUGCAGUCGUGUGUUGUUGUGAUCAGAAUCCUACGGGACCUCUGUCAACGUGUUCCUACGUGGACGCCUCUCAAUGAAUGGGCGAUGGAGUUACUGGUUGAGAAGUGUGUGAGUAGUGGAGGAGCCAAGAUGAGCCCUGGUGAUGCCCUACGUCGCGUCUUUGAAUGUCUAGCAUCGGGGUUACUCCUACCAGGAGGACCAGGGUUGUACGAUCCCUGUGAAAAGGACCCAGCUGAUGCUGCAGCAUCACUUUCCCCCCAGGAACGAGAGGACAUCACAGCUUCAGCUCAGCAUGCUCUGCGGCUGAUAGCAUUCCGGCAAAUCCAUAAGGUUUUGGGUAUGGACCAGUUGCCAGCACCCAAAUUCCAACGACAAAGGAUGAACCCUCGCAAGCGAAGGAGGAUGGAUAGUUCUACAGGAGAAGGGGAUGAAGUCGGAGAGAAGAAAGACAAAAAGGAUGAAGAUCAAGUUAUGGAAACAGCCGAUGGAAAGCAAUAAAAAAUUGUCAUUAUGCUAGAGGAGAGAAAAUCUGACUUAAACUUCUUAAAGAAAUAUGACUAGAACAGCAUUUGAUGUGGGAACCAUUUGUUUAUUGGAUGUACAUUGCUCAAUGAUGUUAGAGUUUGUGUGGAAAUUUUGGAUGAAGAUUCUGUAAAGUUGUAUCAGAUUGAGGGAGAAAUACAUGAAAUUCUAUCAGUUGGAGGGAGAGUGGGGAAAAAAUCUUCAAAUUUACAAACACCACGUUCAAGAACAAUAUACUUGAGGAUGGCUACUUCCAAUCAAUGUAACCCAUCACACACUUUAGUCCAAGUUACAUUUUAGGAAACUUGUCUUUGUUUCAGCCAUUUUGUAAAAAUGCAUUUGUAUUAGCUAUUUCUGUAAGAAGACUCCUCAGAAUAGCUUACAUCUUUUCAACAUGAAAUGUCUCUUGAUGUUGUGAUAUUGUUUUUAAUAUUUUUUCUGUUAUCUUUGUCAUAUUUUUAUCUUAAAUAUUGUGUUUAAACCUUCACAUUAGAGCUAUAAUUGUAUUUAGAGUUGAAGUAAUAUCUCUUACUUUCUGUUUCUUAAAGAAAAAACAUUAUGCAAAUCAAAACAUAGGCCUUUAUAGUGUUCCAUAACCUGGAUUAAAAUAUAUCUUGAUUUCCGAUUAAAAUCAAUACAAGGCAUAUAACGUUCUUUUUCAGUAUUCAGUUUGAAUUCCAUAUCCUGGUUUAUACUGAAUUUCAUACCGAAGUUAGCUUCAAAGGUUGAAGAAUCUAAUUUUUGAUGACCACAUUUAAAUCAUUCAUGUAUAAAAGACAUCCGACUACCUGAAGCUGCUGGCUUUCUCCAUACCAGAUCACUGUAUCCAUAUUUUAUCUUUGUUCUCGUGGUGUGCAGGUAAAUCAAGAUUAAUCGUUUCCAACAUUGAUGUACAUAGUCGCAUUGCCUCAUCUAGAUUGUUUAUAGUAGACUGUCAGGUUUAACAGUUAACUAAAUGCGAGUGUGUCAUUUUGUCAGUAUUACAAGCUGUGUCCAUGCUGAAUGGGUAAUGCUGGUGUUCAGACAGUCCCUUGAGUAGGAUAGCUGGUUUAUACAUAAUGGUUCUGUACAAAUUAUCACUGUUAUUAUUAUUUUGCUACAAAUGUAAAGUUGUGCUGUGUCUGGAAUGGACAUUUUACGAAGAGACCCCACACAUUAUGAUGCAGUUGCACGAAGCCGUAUAGCUCUGGUACCCCGCCACAUGUAGUCAAAUGUAUUUUGUGAGACAUACCAGUUGUGAACGAGUGUUGUGUACCUAUUAUAGGCACUUGUAUUGCAUACUCAAUAUGCCAGUAAUAUUUACUGGUUAAUGGAUCAAUAAAUGUCUGAUGUGUAUCUUAAAA
Mizuhopecten yessoensis (Yesso scallop) is the source of this 4387-nucleotide messenger RNA. RefSeq names its product zinc finger RNA-binding protein-like. The record is from RefSeq and is a predicted model, not a curated record. The coding region runs from base 120 to 3020 and encodes 966 amino acids. Gene Ontology annotation, cellular component: precatalytic spliceosome. Gene Ontology annotation, molecular function: double-stranded RNA binding; zinc ion binding; single-stranded RNA binding. Lineage: Eukaryota; Metazoa; Mollusca; Bivalvia; Pectinida; Pectinidae. The transcript has 23 exons.